AUGGAGCCGUAUCGAGAAAGCAGCUCGCCGCCAGUGCUGCAGGCGUACAGCGACGCUGACUUUGCGAGAGACAAGUUAGAUCACAGGUCGAUGACAGGCGGGAUGCUACUCUUGAAUGGCAUGGCCGUGAUCUGGGGCGCGCUUAAACAGGGCGGAGUGUCCCUGUCAACGAUUGAGGCCGAGUUCGUAGCUUCCUCGGAGGUAGCGCGCGAGAUGCUCGGCCUCCGCGGGAUGCUCAGCGACAUCGGCAUCGAAACCGAUGCACCGCUCGUAUUGCACGUCGACAAUCAAUCCAUGCUAGGUCAAAUCGCUGGCGAGGCCUCGUAG
This is a messenger RNA of Peronospora matthiolae, 327 nucleotides long. Lineage: Eukaryota; Oomycota; Peronosporomycetes; Peronosporales; Peronosporaceae. The record is from the annotation of a GenBank genome assembly.